AUGACGCAGUUGGCGGUCCUGAGUCAGACUGCCGCACCAGCGAGAAACCUGUUCGAUGGGCAAUCCACAAAAAACCGUACGACCAUUCCGAUUGUAGAAGAGAAGGAAGGCAUGGCUGCGGAGGUGAUGGAACUCGACUCAUCACUGGCUAAGACAACAAGGAAGUUUGAUGAGAAGUUCAACCAAAAGUACUUUCCCUCGGAAGCUUGGGAUAGACUUGAACAGCAAUUCAUGGAUUUAACACAAGGAAACUGGACUGUCCGAGAGUACGAGGUGGAAUUCAACCGUCUUCGACGAUCGGUUGCGGAAUUGGUGGAACGGGCUGCGGCUGUUGAGUCCAGUAUUGAGGAAGAAAAUAAGGAAAGAGCUCUGACACGUCCCAACCUGGCGAGUAAGAUCGUGGAUAACAGGAAACAGAAAUGGGAUCAGGUCGGUGAAGGCGGUCAAGCCUCGGCUAAACAAGGGGAAUGUGCGACUUGCGGAAAGAAGCACGGGGGUACAUGCUGGAAAAUGGCUAGAGCAUGUGCCAAGUGCAGAAGCAAGAACCACACGGUUCAAAGCUGUCCGCGGAUUGAGCAAGGGCAGCUCAGGGUUAAAAAUGAGGAAAUAUCCUGUUUCUAUUGCGGAAAGGCCGGACAUUUCAAGAAGAAAUGUCCUAAGCUGCAAGAUGAGAUACGGAUGGAACAAAGAGGAAACCGUAGCGGGGACACACAGCAAGCUAAGAGACAGGCUGUAGCACCCCGGAUGUACGAGUUGUCCAAGAAAAUUGAUGAGGCCGGAAGUUACAGUGAGAUCACUGGGACCCUAAAAAUAGGCGGUGUGUCAACACACGUCUUAUAUGAUACCGGAGCUACACAUAGUUUUGUGAGCCCGGAAAUGAUAGGAAAAGGCAGGUUCUGUAGAGAACAUGAAAAGGCUACAGAACCUGGGAAAGACUAUGGGAUAGUCAAUGCCGCAGGUUGUCAGGUCAUGUACUCGCAGGAAACAGUCCAUGACAUCUCGGUGAUGAUCGGGGGUGUGAACCCACCGGCGGAUCUGGUGCGGUUCGUGCGGGAUGCGGGAAAAUUGGAGUUUCAAAGAAUUCAACAACCUUCAGGGAGUUUGAUUGUCUCAACGAUCCAAGCAGAAAGGAUGCUUGAGAAGGGGUGUGAGGCUUACUUGGCCACAAUCACCAUGGCCGAAGUGGGCAAGGGUGCCAAGAUCAAGGAAAUUCCGGUAGUCAAUGAAUUUGCAGAUGUGUUCCAGGGCUUAACAGGUUUACCACCUGACCAGUCGGAUCCAUUUACGAUAGAACUUGAACUGGGAACGUCCCCACUCUCGAAGGCGCCUUACCGGAUGGCUCCGGCAGAAAUGGCCGAGAAGAAAGACGGAAGCUUUAGGUUGUGCAUCGACUACCGAGGGCUUGACCGAGUAACUGUUAAGAACAAGUACCCAUUGCCUCGGAUAGACGAGUUGCUGGAUCAGUUGAAAGGGGCGACCGUGUUCUCAAAGGUGGAUUUGGCUUCGGGAUAUCAUCAGAUUCUCAUAGAGCCUUCGGAUGCGCGCAAGACGGCUUUCCGGACUAGGUAUGGCCAUUUUGAAUUUGUGGUUAUGCCAUUCGGAUUGACAAACGCGCCAGCAGCCUUCAUGAAGAUGAUGAACGAAACGCAUCAAAGUCAUUUGAGGGCGGUGUUGCAGCGACUAAGGGACCAAAAGCUAUAUGCAAAAUUGAGCAAGUGUAGCUUUUGGCAAAGGAGUAUUGGGUUCCUAGGACAUAUUUUCUUAUACCAAGGUGUAUCGGUGGAUCCAGAGAAGAUCAAAGCCAUUAAGGAAUGGCCAAGACCCAAGAACGCUUCGGAAAUAAGGAGUUUUCUCGGCUUGGUGGGAUAUUAUAAGAAGUUUGUGAAUGGAUUCUCGAGUUUAGCCAAGUCAUUGACGCGGCUGACCGGGAAGGAUGUGAAAUUCAUGUGGACGGAGGGGUGUGAAAAGAGUUUUGCCGGGCUGAAGGAAAAAAUAACAAGCGCACCGGUUCUAGCUUUACCUGAAACAGACCAGCCGUAUGUGGUGUACGCGGAUGCAUCUAUAAACGGCAAGGUGAUCGCUUAUGCAUCAAAGCAGUUACGGAAACACGAAGGGAAUAAUCCAACCCAUGAUUUGGAAAUAGCGGCAGUAGUCUUUGCACUUAAGAUAUGGUGA
This is a messenger RNA of Eutrema salsugineum, 2175 nucleotides long. RefSeq lists its product as uncharacterized. Gene Ontology annotation, molecular function: nucleic acid binding; zinc ion binding. The transcript is spliced from 7 exons. The coding region runs from base 1 to 2175 and encodes 724 amino acids. Lineage: Eukaryota; Viridiplantae; Streptophyta; Magnoliopsida; Brassicales; Brassicaceae. The record is from RefSeq and is a predicted model, not a curated record.